Molecule: messenger RNA, 2691 nt
Organism: Symbiodinium natans
Lineage: Eukaryota; Dinophyceae; Suessiales; Symbiodiniaceae
Source: the annotation of a GenBank genome assembly
AUGAUCCUGACGCGCCUCGUGGCGCGGCGGCAAGUCGCAGACCAGCAUCCUCCCCACCUCUUGCUCGCAGACUUCGGCAUCGCCGACGUGUUCAAGCCGGACAGCGCGACCAGCUUGCAGAAGAAGGGGACUUGGGCCUACAUGGCCCCAGAGAUCUUCGAGGACAUCAUCACGCCCAAGGUCGACAUCUGGUCGCUGGGCGUGGUCGGCUUCGAGCUGCUCUCGGGCAGUCGGCCCUUUGGCCAGACGCCCUUUGAAGUGCAGGUCUCCACCUGCUACGACCCCGAUCCCGUGGACGUUUCGGCAGUCCGCGCGGCUGGCGCCAGCCAGGCUGCCUGCACCUUCGUCUCGUGGCUGCUUACCAAGCAGGAGACGCUGCGGCCGAGCGCUGAGGAGGCACACCGGGACAUGAGCUGGCCAGACCUGGCGCAGAAUGACGUGGCCUCCAUGAUCGGAUUCGGCUCCAAGAGCACCUUCUCAAAGGUCCAGAAGCCUGUUGCCAAGGAUGUGCCUGCUCAGCUGGCUGUGUGGAGCAAGUUGGACUCAGAUCUUCGUGCGCUUCUUUUUGACAGUGGGGGUGUUUUUCAGACUGCCUUCUGUCAUUGCGAAGUUUCCCCUUCUUCCAGGCAUCGCGGGAUAUUUCCAUUGCCCAUGCUGUUGAGCUGGCCAGAUGACGCGGAGGUGCCCCUUGAAGAUGUUCCUGCAGCAUUGUGUCUCGCGAAUGCUUGCCUGGCCAGUUUAAACUUGUUGUGGGCAGAUUUCAAGGAGACGCGGUCGCAGGCUUCUCCGACAGCUCAGGCAACGACGGGGCAGCUUGAGGUCCACACACGUGUAGCUCACAGAGUUCGUCGCAUGCUGCAACGGAUGAGGCCAACGUCCACCCAGGACUUCGCGUGGGAUGGUGGCUUCGCCAGGUUUGAGACUGGAGCUAGUUUGCAAUGCGAGCCUUUGCGGGGUACAGCAGUGGACCUUCCAGAGAGAGCCGGAACCUGCAAUCCAUUGGCCCAUAUACAUGAAGAGCUUCGUCGCGCAGUGGCUGACCCUUCGGUCAUUUUUCCUGACCCGGGACCACACAUUCCAGAUCUGGAUGGUAGGGCUGGCGUCAGCAUGUCUGAGUACCUGGUUUUGGUGUCGCGUGAGCUCGCGUGUGGCAAGCUGCGUUUGCGAAGGCGCGUGAGCGGGAUGGCCUCUGUGUUCGCAGUGAAGAAGGCAGCGGUUGGGCGGCAACGAAAAAUCUGGAAUGGGGCUGAGCUGUCUCGGCUCGCGUCGCAGCCUCCCAGACCGGAGCGGCUCGCAAACCCGGCGUCCUUCCUCGACAUACAUGUGGAAGCUGGUGAGGCCGUCUACUACUCAAAACGAGAUGCUGCAACUUUCUUCGACUCUCUUCAAGUUCCUCCUUCUCUGCAGCCGUGGUUCGGACAGCCAGCCGUCAGUGCAGCAGAGCUCGCAGCUGCGAGUGGCCAAACGUUGCGAGACCUCAGCAUUUUGGUGGAUGACUUGGAUGGCGAAGAGUUGGACGAAGACUGUCUGCUUCAUCCUGUUAACGUUGUGUGGCCGAUGGGAUUUAGCUGGUCUUCCGCUGUCGCCCAAAGCACCACCCUGAGUGUCGUUACAAACUCUGGGGUGCAACCAGAUGCUGUGCUUUGCAUGGAACAGCCCCCGCCGCUUGACCAGUCAGUUCUUUGCUGGGUUGCCACCGACGACACUGUCUUCGCCCACAGAAACCGGCAGCAUGGAGCCAAGACCCUGGCACGCUUCGAUGCCGCAAUGGACUCUGCCCACAUUCCACGGAAUGCAGGCAAGGAUGUCUCGCUGGCUAGCCAUAUCACAGCACUUGGUUGCGAUUUUACCAGCCAGCCUUACUUGGUGGAGCCAGCUACUGCUAAGUUAUCGGCUUGUUUCGUUGGCCUCAUGGAUGUCCUGGACAAGGGCUGGGCCUCCCCUAAAGGCUUGAACGGGCUUCUUGGCUUGGUACAAUGGUUCUGUUUGCUGCAGCGCCCUGUCUUCGCAGUUUUCGACAAGGUAUACGCUUUUGUCCGGAAGGAACCUGCGUUGAAGCCAAGACCUUUGCCGCUCGACGUGCGACAAGAGCUUGCUGUGGCCCUGGGUUUGCUCCCCCUGCUUACCGUCAGUUUGGACAGGCCCUACUUGAACAAGUUGCUGGCUUGCGACGCUGCUCCUGAGUUUGGUUUUGGGGUCUGCGCAGCCAAAGUUUCUCCUGUGACGAUGCAUCAACUGGGCAUACUUGCAGAGAGGCGGGGCGACUACGUGCGCCUCCACCGGCGCCCCGGAGAUGCAGAUGAAAUUCCCCGCCUUGGGACGCCUCAUCGACUGCAUCUGCCAAAACAGGCUUUCAAGAAAGUGAUUUCUUCACGGGCGCGGUGGCAAGCACAUUCAGGUGUGUUGGAGGCACACGGUUUGCUGUUGGCUCUGAAAUGGGCCGCCAGGAGUCGCGCAAGCUUCCAUAAGAAGCUUGUAGUGCUCGUUGACGCAAAGGUGGUUUUAGGGGCAGCAUCGAAAGGGCGCACGUCCGCGCCCGCCCUGCGAGGAGUCAUUCGAGCCAUCUCUGCUCACAGCCUCGCUUGUGAUUUUCUUGUGCGUCUGGUAUACAUACCCUCAGAGGACAAUCCAGCAGAUGCACCGUCGAGGGGCCAGCGUGUGCCAGUAAAGAAGACAGUCCGCAAGGCGUAG